AUCCGCACGCGACCUGCAUCGUCAUCCGAUCAUACCAGAUUAAUCUCAACUUCACACCACACACUACCACCACCACUUACAGCCAUGGCUCAAAAAGCCGCCAAAACCCUCGCUGCGCGCAACGCGUCCCUCCUCACCCGCACCCAUCUCAUCAGUGCCGCCCUGCACAUCCUCUUCCUAACCCUCCACUGGCUCUUCAACCGCCCCCGCUCCCUAACACCCUACUUCACACUCGCCUGCCCGACCCUUCUCAUCGAAUUCUACCUUGAACGCCUCGGCCGCCCGGUCUACAACCCCGCUGAUGGAUCCCUCCGCUCUCCCGGCGAGGAUCUCGGCGCCGCAGGACUAACGGAAUACAUGUGGGACGUGCUGUACUGGACGUGGGGAUGUCUUGGAGCUGCCUGCUUGUUUGGGGACCGUGCUUGGUGGUUGUGGAUUGUUGUGCCGGUGUAUUCGGUCUGGCUGGCGUAUAGUACCUUUAUGGGGAUGAAGAGUGGGUUGGCGGGUAUGGGAGGUGCGGGUGCUGGGCAGGAGCAGGGAGGUGGUGCGGCGGAGAGUAAGAGGCAGAAGAAGAUGGAGAAGAGGGGUGCUAGGGGGGUGCAGUAUCGGUGAGAUGGUCUUCGGAGGGGUGGGUUGUUAUUUUGG
Messenger RNA from Aspergillus piperis CBS 112811, 645 nucleotides. Its product is annotated as SND2/TMEM208 family protein. Lineage: Eukaryota; Fungi; Ascomycota; Eurotiomycetes; Eurotiales; Aspergillaceae. The coding region runs from base 85 to 612 and encodes 175 amino acids. Gene Ontology annotation, biological process: vacuolar protein processing. The transcript has 2 exons. Gene Ontology annotation, cellular component: intracellular membrane-bounded organelle. The record is from RefSeq and is a predicted model, not a curated record.